UAUAUAUAGACAUGAAUAGCACACAGGAAGAACCAUGAAAAGAAAAUUAGAUCAAAUAAUCAACCAAAUAUUUUGAAAUCCAAGAAGCAAAGAAGGCAUUUCAUCUCUUUCUUUUUCCCAAGGAUAUAAGGAUUAAGGAGACAAAUUUCCUAAACUAAUGGGGCGUUGGAUGAAACCUGAGGUUUACCCUCUAAUGGCGGCAAUGACAUUUGUGACGAGUAUGUGCGUCUUUCAAUUAUCACGAAAUUUGAUAAGGAACCCUGAUGUUAGGGUGAGCAAAGCUCGAAGGAACAUGGGAGUGUUAGAGAACCGAGAAGAGGGAGAGAAAUACGUAGAGCAUGGGCUGAGGAAGUUCCUUCGCACUCGACCACCCGAGAUUAUGCCAACCAUCAACCACUUCUUCAGUCGCCAAGAUAAAUCAUCAUGAAUCCGGCCUCCAUUAAAAUUCCAAUAAUUUUAUGUGGAGUUGAUAAUUAAAGACUGUUAGAUAAUGAUUUAAUUAAAUUUGUUAAAUCAUCUAACAAUUUUUGAAUAUCAACUUUAUAUAAAUGCACGUGGAUUUUCAGCCAUCAAACCUUACUUCUCAUUUGUGUAUUUUAAUAUUUUGCAAGCGUCUGUACGUUGUUAGUGUCCAAAAAUAAGAUCAUUUUAGGUAAUAGAGAGUGUGUGUAUUAGUUAACGCUGGUUUAAAUGUA
Molecule: messenger RNA, 695 nt
Organism: Arachis ipaensis
Lineage: Eukaryota; Viridiplantae; Streptophyta; Magnoliopsida; Fabales; Fabaceae
Product: B12D protein
Source: RefSeq, a predicted model, not a curated record